Messenger RNA from Fundulus heteroclitus (mummichog), 8231 nucleotides. RefSeq names its product nck-associated protein 5. The record is from RefSeq and is a predicted model, not a curated record. NCBI's taxonomy places the organism in Eukaryota, Metazoa, Chordata, Actinopteri, Cyprinodontiformes, Fundulidae. Gene Ontology annotation, cellular component: microtubule plus-end. Gene Ontology annotation, biological process: microtubule bundle formation; microtubule depolymerization. The transcript has 18 exons. The coding region runs from base 443 to 6076 and encodes 1877 amino acids.
GGAGGGACGCGGCCGUCGCUGCUCCGAGACAGAAGCGGAAUGAGAGAGACAGAGAUCGAAGCAGCGGUGGACUGAGGAGAGGCAGAUCCAGAGGGAAGAGAGAGGCAGCGGGCUGGAUGGGCGGGCGCGGGGACGGCGCACGGCGUCGCGAAGGAGGCGUAGACGCAUAAGCAGCAGAGUCGAAGAGAGUUGGUCUACGUUGGCAGAUUGAGGGAGACAGGGAGAGGAGCAGGAGGGAUCACCGUGCAGAAGCGAGAGACGCCGCGUUCUGGAUGUAAACUUUCUCCUCCGCGGGGAUCAGCUGCAGAGCAGGAGGAGAGCGUGCUGGUGGAUUACCAUGCGUGUCCUCUGAGCGCACCAGGAUGCUGCAUCUCCAUCAGGGGAAAAGCUGGCUGUGGCUCGCCUGCAGAGGGAAGUCGCACGGAGCAAGAGUGAAGGAACAAUGCGAGAAAAGCUGAUCCACGAGCUAGAGGAAGAGCGACGCCUGCGACUGGAGAGCGAGAAGCGUCUCCGGGAAGUGACGGAGGAGUCGGAGCUGGAACGGGCGCAGAUGGUUUCCCUGCAGCAGCAAUUCUCCAGGAUGGAAGAGACGGUGCGCUCGUUGCUGCAGAAUCAGGGCGGAGUCCUGGAGCAGACUGCUGUGGACACAGUGGACAUCAUGAAGGCCUAUAAGGACAAACUCUCAGAGGAAGUGCAGAAACUGCACCAGGGACUUGCAGAGAACGAUAUCCGCCUGGCAGCUCGGGCAGAGCUGGACGCGGAACAUGGUGGCGGCGAAGAACAGGAGGACAACGACAAAACCAAGCCCCUUCUGGAGCGCCUCAAGGCCCUGGAGGUGGAGAAUUCUGCCUUGGCCUUAGAGAACGAAAGCCAGAGGGAGCAGUACGAGCGCUGUCUAGACGAGGUCGCCAAUCAAGUUGUGCAAGCACUUCUCACACAGAAGGAUCUGAGGGAGGAAUGUCUGAAGCUGAGAACGAGAGUGUUCGACCUGGAGCAGCAGAACCGAGCCCUGAGUGUUUUAUUCCAGCAGAGGAUUAAGCCUGCGUCUGACCUGCUUCUCCAGAAGCUCCACUCCCGCAUCAUGGAUCUGUCCGCGGCUGAUCUGCUGCUGGAGCCGGAGAGAAGCAAGGCUUUCUUGCUUUCCAGGAACACAGACUCUCCCUCUACUGAGGUUCAGUUAACUGGAAAGCCAGGUCUCCCUGUGGCCAAGUGCUUGAGCCAGCUGAGUCUGACUGUGCCCCCGCCCAUCUACCCACGCAGCAGCUGCAGCAGCAGUGAGAUAUCCCUGUCGAGCGCAUGCAGUGAAUUCUCCAGCGGCUCGUACACCUGGAAUGAUGGACGCUCCUGUGGGAAAAUGUCUUCUCUUACAUGGGAGAAGAGGCUGAGUCUGGGUUCAUCAGCUCCUAGUAACAUCUGCGCUCCCUCAGAGGAGCAACGGCCCACAAGAUGCAAGGAGAGCCACAUACUGGAAGGACUCAGGAAGCUUCAGAGAAGAAAACACAGGAGCUCCUCUUGUUCUUCAAAGGUCUCCAGAUCAGGCUACAAAGACUGCAUGAACUCCAAUGAGGGCAUCUACUCUCUAGGUAUCAAGAGUAGCAGUAAAGGGGUUUCCAAGCCCAGCCAUUGUGGCAGGACUUCGACUGCUCGUGGCAAACAGUUCUUUUAUGAUUCGGAUGAUGCCGAUGAUGAAUUGGCACAGUCUAGCUGCAGAGAUAACAUCCCCACCAAGGACUGUUGGUUUCAUUGUAAGAGACUCUCUCAUAGCAUCUCAGACAGUUUGUGUAGCUGGGAGGGGACGCAGGAAAGUGGACCUGGAAGUGGCUCUACUUCAGGACUGAUGGUUAUGAACCCUUGCUCCAGUGGUGACUCCAAAGAGCCUCCAGAGAAGCUUGUAAGUUUCAUCAAUAACUUUCUCUCAGAUGGAGAGCACAAAUCUGCUUUUAGUAAACCAUCUAAGCUCCACUUCAGCCCCCCUGAACCAGAGGGUCCCAAGCGUCUCUGUGACAUGGACAACCACGAACAAAUCAACUCUGAGUGCAGUGAUGUCAGAAUGUCCUGUGACCAGCCGACAGAGCAAGUGGAGAGGGAUUUCAAAAGACUAUCUAGGGAUGCUGCAAAGCUCCUCAAACAAAAGUACUUGGGGAGAGACCAGGGACGCACCCAGUCUGCUGAUGGGAGGCCCAGACCUUUUAGCCUGAAGAAAGAACCAGAAGCAUCUAUGUGUACCCAGUCUGAAGAAAGCAUAUUGGCUAUAUUUGAUGCAGAAGGGGAACCUAUUGAUCUUUGUCCCCAAAGGCUUGCAGCAGAAGCAGAUAUAAUUCAAGGUAGCAAAAACAUUAAUUAUGCAGAAUUAGUACCACAAGAGAGACCAACAAGACAAAUAUCUGUAAAUGCAAGAAACUAUAAUGUUCUUGAAUCUCCAGAAAAUCCCGUAGAGUGUGAGACGAGGGCUAGUAAAUCAGGCAACUGCAGAGAAGGAAGUACAGAGAGACUGUCUUUACAGCUGACUCCUCAAAGAAAACUAAUAAAACCACCAAGUGUCCGUGCAAGUAAAGGUCAGUCCAUCCCUCCAUUGAACAAUGCUGCUUCUCACAACUCUAAUGGUUCAAAGAUUCCCGGUCGUAACAAACCAUCAGCAUCACCCCUGAGGGUAUCUAAAGGUUCAGCUGAGCCAAGCAAUGGUGGAAACUCAGGAUCCUCCACUCAGGAGAAAUCCCCUUCUUCUCCUACAAUUAAAAUGUCCAGAUUCCUCAAAACACAAACUAGCUCUCAGAGCCCCAAGUCUGUGAACUCCAAGCUUUCCAACAGGGCCGAUUGGAGUAAGGGUCCCUCAUCCACUUCCCCCCACCUCCCAAGGAGACUAUUUGAAUAUGGAGACACUAGUGAACAACCAACCAGAGACAAACACUGUGAACCUAGUAAAAAUAAACUCAGGUCUCCCUCUCCUCCCCCUCCCCCGGGCCGCACCACCUCCUUACUCGUCAGACCAAAUUAUGAAGGUUCACCUCAGGCACAUAAAACAGGGGUGACUCAGCCAUCCACACUAACCACUGGUAGGGGCCCUCCCCCAAGUUACUACACCUCAUUAGCACCAAAUAUGCAAACCACUUUACCCAUAAAGGAUAAAGACUGUUUGGAUUUGGACGCAGGCUAUGGGACUGCACUUGCACCUCAGAAACUGGUAGAGAAAACCAGUCAGCACCUUCAGAAGUCCCCCGUUGUGAGUCAGACUCCUACUAAAGGCACUUCCAAACGAACAAAAGACUACCUCCCUUCUGCAACCUCAGGGUGUGCUCGAGAACCUGAAAAUGCACCUAGAAGCUCAAAGAAUGUUCCUCCUCCCUACAGUGCCCUAAGAGGGUCCUCGCUACAAAAUUCCUUUGCAAUUAAGAAGGGGCCCAUUCCUGAAAAUGUUCACCAGACAGUGCAGAAGACCUCUAUAAGUUUACCCAUAUCCCCCCAUGACUCUCCUCAGUGUCAGACAGAGCAGCAGAAUGGUAAAGCUAUCAUUAGCCCUCCUUCCUCUGCGAUAAUGUCACCCAACCAAGCAGAAAAAGCCUCAAAGACUCGUAUCCCAAUGGGGUUUAAAGCCUUUUUAAAAUCACCUCCUAAAAGUAGCCCCACUAUUCCAGGUAAACAAGAGAAAGAUCAUAUCAACUCAGUCUCCAAGGAGACCGUGACUUCAAAUGCUUCGACCCAGUGUGAUGGCUUGCAAGCAGUGUACAGUAUUGAUUUACCACCCAAUAUGUCUUCCACAGAGGGGAAAGGUGAUGUCCAGUGUUGCAUGGAGGGGGAGGAGGUACAUGCCACUGUGUUGCCAGAAGAAGGCGAUGUUUAUGAUAAGGGGAAAAGGAGUAGUCAACUCUUUGGUCGAUCCAUAUCUGUUACAACUAAAACCCAUUUGAAACCCGCUUUAGGAAUGAACGGAGCCAAAGCUCGUAGUCAGAGUUUCAGCACCAACUACAUGGAGAAACCCAACAUCAAUUUGCUCGAAGGACCAGGGAAAAUACGCACUCAGAUCAUUACCAACUCAGGUGAGAGAGGAAACUCUUUGUCAAGGCAAAGUUCUUUAGAAGUACCCGCUGGUGGGUUAGCCGAGAGCCCAGUCCAUUCACCCAGGACGAGGGUGAGUUACUAUGGAGGCAUGACGGGUUCAACCAGUACCAAUGGUCUUCCUGACAAAAUGUCUAAAUCAGGCUCUAAGGGUGAAGGCGUCACCUCGCCUACUCAUAAAGAGGUCCGUAGCCUGCCAACAAGUGAAAGGACUAGUUUCAACAACAUCCUGAAACCAAAAGUGGCCUCUCAUCCACAGUUUCAGCCUCAGCCAUCCUUCUUUAGUUCAGAAAACCCUGCAAGAGAGAAGGAUGGCCUGGUAAGCAGCCCUAAUGAACCAGUCAAAACCCAAUUGGACUCCCCAAUCAAGUCAACAGAUGCAGAGGAGAAGAAAGCCAGCCCAACAGUUUGCACAAUUGAAGAGAAAGUCAUGAUGGGAAUUGAGGAAAACUUGCAAAAAUCCCAAGAACAAGAGAAGGUAGCAGCCAGUGAGGCCAAGCAAAAGACUGGCCCAUCUCUUGCAAACUGGUUCGGCCUCCGAAAGAGCAAGCUUCCGGCUCUGAGUGGCAAAAAACUGGAUUCCCCCAAAGGGAAAGAAGAGAAGAAGGACCUAAAGAUCGGAUCCGUCCUUGGGGGAAAGCAGAACAAGCCUGAGAAGAAAAAGGAGAAGAAGAAAGAGAGCCAGGACGUGCAGAAUCUAUCAGAGAUGAACAACAAACUGAGCUCCAUCAUGGACCACUGCAAUAAUCAGAUGGGUCAGAUUGCCAGUCAGAUCCAAUGUACAACGGCGUUCAUCGGCAAAGACCAGUUCGUCAAAGAUCUCCUUGGCAGGACUGCUGUGAAGGUCAGCGGCGUGACCGCCUCGCCGCAUGCUAUAUCUACAGCCAAGAAGCACGGCGAAACGAAGGCGGACAUGCAGAUCUGUCCCGAUACAGCGAGCCUCAUAAUGACUCAGAAGAUAGGUCUCAAGGCUGAAAAAGAGGAUGGACACGUCCCAGACUCCACCUGUCAAGAACACAUGAUAGGCUCCAGCUGCCAGAUGCGAACCCUGGACAGCGGAAUCGGCACCUUCCCCCUCCCUGACUCUGUCACCCGGGCCAGCGGCCGCCACAUCCCCAAAUCUGAACCCGGCCUGGAUGGGGUGACCGCCGGCCCCUCUGACCCUGACCCCUCACAACCCGACGUGAAAGUGCCUUCCCUCCCCAAAACGCACACGCAUGCCCCCGGCCGCAGCAUGGCCCACUCCGCGUCCGAGCCCACCGUGACCGGCAGCAGGAACGCCCAGGACACCCAGAGCCGCCUGCCCAAACUCUCAUCUUCAGACGCCAUCAGGACCAAGAGGUCGAGUUUCUGCGCCCAGCACAGCAACAUCUCCGCUUCCACUGAAGACGAGCAGAGGAAGAUGAAAACAAAGGACCAGGAUUCAGCGGAAAGAUCCAUGAAGGUGUGCAUGUACUCAGGCAGCAGCAGCGAGACCGAGACCGAACCAGAGAGAACUGACGCCACGUUAGCAUCACCACAGCGAAUCAAGAGGCCCGACUCUGUCGAGCAGACCGAGGAAACCCUGAAGAGCCGGAGUGUUGAGAAAUCCCUGUCCAUUAUGGACUACUACCAACAUGAGAUGUUCUCCCACCUGGAGAAGGACGGCAGGAGGAUUUCCCAGUACAACCUGUUGCACAAAGAGUCAUCCAUGGAUGGGAAAGCAGGAGACCACAUCAGUAAGGAGCUUUCAGUGGAGAAGUUGCCCGUCAGUCCGAGCCAUCCAGCCUCUCUCAACAUCUCCUUGGAGUCCCUAAACAAGCUGAACCACAGCGCCGAAGGCAGCCGGUGUCCGGAGACCAGCCUAAGUGGCCUCAGAGGUGAUGGCCACACUGAUGCGGGGAAAAGUGGCUGCAACGUGAGCGGGCCUUCGCCUGCCUCCAGCUUCCCGAGCAGGCCAGGGGCGGAUCCCUCGGGCUCACUCAGUGACUCUCUGUAUGACAGCUUUUCUUCCUGCACCAGCCAGGGCUCCAAUGGCGUAUGAGAAACAGUGAUGCCCGUCGAUGUGAGGCCAGGCCAUAGUUUUUUGGCCUAUUGUGACCUUACUUUCUCAUCUUUGUAGUUUCUAAUAUCAAUGGAUCUUAAAGGGUACAGCUGGCCCAUAAGGCAGAUUUUCUUUGGUUGAUUUUCCAUACCUAAUUCACAAGAAACUGAAAACUAUCAUCUCUUGUCUUUGCUCAGUCACCAGAGUGGUUUCUAGAACCCAUGGAUUAGGAAUGAUCUCAACAUUCCUCAACAAUCUCUUGACCUUCGUUUGAUUAACGACCAUUAUGUAUGUUCAACCUGACUUGGUGAGGAUCUCACCUGGUUUGAGAAGACCGUUUCCAUCUCUGAAGAUCAGACCGGGUUGUUUUGGUGCUUCAACCUAACCAGUUAUGGGAUAAAAUAGAAAAGCAGUGCAAAACGUUUUUUUUUGUUUGUUUUUUUUCAACCAGGGCAAUAGUCAGGGCCCGCUGGAGGUCUUAUACCUUGUAGUUGGUAGUUUAGGAAUCUUCAGGAAUCAAAUUAAAUUUAAAAAAAUUGCCGACAACAUGUUAUGUACCCUAGUCAAAUAGCAAAGAAAUGUAGUCUAAAAUAAUGAGCUGUAUACCUCUAACCUGUAAUACCUCUAACUGAAACGUUAUACUGCUUGUUUAGGCUGUUUUUCUGUGUAAUGAUACACCCAUAAUUGAAUUUUUAACAUAAUUUAUGAAUCCCAACUGAUAGUGGUUUAUCGGUAAGAGGCUGAAACUUUUGGGACUACUGCUCUCGACCCAAAAUGGUUUCAAAGGUGAGAGAGUAUCUGAAAGUUGAACCCUAGCCAGACGGGUAACAGCACAAUUAUUCGCUGGUGAUUGGUCCGAUCCAAACCUUAUUUUGGUUUGAACCUAUUUUGAGUUCUCUCUUGACUAAAUCUCUGUUAUUGUUGGAAAAUACUUUAGCAGACUUUUUUUUUUAUAUCUUAGUUGAUCAAGAUUUACGUUAAAAGGUUCUCAAAACUGCCUCUGUUGAGUUGCAUCAGUUGGUGAUAAAGAAUUGGUUUCAUGUUUGUCCAGUCUUGUCUACAGUUUUAUGGAGGAGCAGUGUCAGUAUAAUAUUACUGCUUUUGUCUCCUCUCUAACUUCCAGUCCUUUUUUACUUGGUUAAAUUAGGACAAUUCACCUUAAGAAAACAAAACAUGUAUCCCAUAUUCUGAGGGCCUAAUUGUUUCCCUUAAUGGUGAAGGCAAGAGAUGUCUAGGCUAUUAAUGGGUUCUUGAACACUUCCUGAUAUGUCUGAGGGGGCUUUUGGUUUUCGGUACAUCACUCCACCGACUGUUUUAUUUGAUCUCCUCUCGUGUCAUUGUCGGUAACUCAGGGAACAUCUUGGACUCGCAAAGAUUGUAAAAUUAAGGUGUUUUCGACCCAUAUGAGAAACAUUUGAAAAUCUUUUUGAGUUCAGGUUAAUAAUUUCCAGAAUCGCUUUCACUCCCAUGUAGCAUCACUGCAGUGCUGACCUUUCUUCUGUCCUGUUUUUUUUUCCUAAUGUUUGUAUAUUAUGUUGUAUAUAAAAUCACUAUAAGUUAAUAUCAGAAGGGGCAUUGCUGACUAAUAUGUGACAGAAGCAAUUUUUUAAACAAAGGCUGUACAUUUUUGUCAAUCGUUCCACUAACUUUUCCAAAUCUGCUGUUUGAAAAAAGCAUGGAUCUUUUCUUAUCUUUGGGGGUUUCUGUUUUAAAGAAUAAAAGUCUUUAUUUUGAAUCAAUAAAUGCAAAAAUACUUUAUUUUAGAGUCAUAUUUGAACUUUAGGUGUAAUUAUGCCAAAUUUUUGUCUGGAAUUUGAAAUGCUGGUGCUAAUCAACAGAGCCGACUUUUCUUUUUUUUCUAUGAAACUGUAAUUAUUGUAUGAAAAGAAUCUGAAAAUGAGGACUUGUGUAUUUUUUUAGAUGUCCAGUAUUUAUACCCACAUUUUGUACUGUCGGACUGUAGUGUGACUCUCAUGCUUCACCUCUUUCCUUAAAUGUUUCUUUGUAAAGAGAAUUGGUUACCAGCAGUGUUACUUUGGUAAUUAUUAUUAUUAUUGCUGUGUGCAAUUUUGUCUGUUACUCUAGACUUUAAGGCUAUAUUUUAUGUAACUAUUUCCUAAAUAAAUAUGAGAAAUUAUUUCCUAUUUCAAACUGA